AUGGAUAAAAACACACUUCGUGCAAAUAAACAAAGGGCGCAAAUACAAGAUCAACUUCGUGCUGCAUUAAGAGGCACAGUAGGUGUAGAUGAACCAGUGCAGCAUCCUUUUAUUACUGCAUAUCAAACUCUUGAACGUGAGCUUGAGUUCAUUGCUCCAUUUCAGUCAUCAAAUAUGUUUGCUUCAGUGAAGGAUGUUUACGAUGCAUCAAUUGCAUUAAAAGAAAAAGCAGCAAAUUGGUUUUAUGAUGAUAAAGUUACUCCAGAAGGAGAGCAAAAUCUUGCACUCCUUCAGUUUCAUGGUAACAUAUUAAAAAUACAUCGAGUUUUACUGUCUAGAACUGUCGAAGGAACUUCUUUAAUUCAACCAGCUCCAGCAACACUUCAGAAGCAAGUUGAAAAGACAUACGAAGCAUUAAACCAACUUAAUGCCGUUAUGACACAAGUAUCACAGAUUCCUAAAGCUCCAGCAACAAGAACAAUCAAACAAAAAUCUGCUCGACCCAUUGUUGCAAGAAAAGUCGAAGAACAAGAAGAUCCUCUCGAUUUGCCAUUGCGUAUUUCACCAUUUAUUACAGAAGGAUCCAAGAAAUCAACUGUUGUCAUGGAUGGUGUCACUUGGCCUCGUUAUGUUUAA
Trichomonas vaginalis G3 is the source of this 636-nucleotide messenger RNA. RefSeq lists its product as uncharacterized. The record is from RefSeq and is a predicted model, not a curated record. The transcript has a single exon. Bases 1 to 636 code for a protein of 211 amino acids. Lineage: Eukaryota; Parabasalia; Trichomonadida; Trichomonadidae.